GUAUUUAGGAUAGGGUGGGAUUUUUGCUUUCUUGACCAUGUGGUUCUGUCAAUCAUGACUCAAAACAAGAUGGCAGACAAGGGGAACUGGGCUUUGGCAAUCACAGCUUGUGUAGCCAGUUUGCUGGUGGUCCAGGCAGACAUUAUAACAGAAGCUCCAGUGGGCCAGCUGUUUGUCUAUGAGCUACACAGAGAAGUUUUCCAGAGUGAAUUUGAGCCUUUCCAUAAAAUCUUUGGUCAUGUUUAUAAUGAUCCCAUGGUGUUUAAAUGCAACAAGGAGCGAUUUCCAGAUCUGCCCCGGUGGCUCCGCUUUACCCAGAGAGACCCCUAUGACAACGGCUUCCUGUAUGGAAUGCCACUGCUGCAGGACAAGGGCAGAAACAUUAUAGAGAUUUUUGUGGUCAACAAACGCAGCUAUGACACGUUUAAAGAGAGGCUGGUGAUAAAUGUGGGUCCUGCAGUAAAGCAAAUGCCAUACCAGGCUGAGUUCUUCAUAGAGUUGAGAGAAAUUGAGAAAGUGCUGCCCCCUGGUGUUCAGGAGGAGAUCAAACUGGAUAUUCAGAAUCUGUGGGGAACAGACAGGCUCGAUUUUGUCAACAUUACCUCUGCUCUGGACAGGGGUGGUCGUGUUCCCCUUCCUCUACCAGGAUAUUUUGAGGGUGUGUAUGUUAAACUGGGUUCAGACCAGCCCUUUUCCAAAUGUAUGCAAAGACUUCAGACGGUGGAGCAUCAGAGAGAGUGUGCAGCUGGAGGGAAGAUCAAAGGAGACUGCCACACAUGCACAAACCCAGCCAACUGCAUCACCUGGUGCAAAUCUGUUUUGUUUGAUCUGUCCAAGCCUGUUCCACCUGCCCCGGUUCCAACUGUGGGUUCAGAGAUCCUUGAGUGGGGUGGAGAAUUCAACCCUCCAGAGUCUCCACCUGAGAGAGAUUUCUUCCCAGACUACAUUGUCACAGUCAUCAUUCCCUUUGCUCUCGCUCUGAUCUUGUGUCUCCUCCUGGCCUACAUUAUGUGCUGCCGGAGAGAAGGAGUUCUGAAACGAAAUGUCAAGACCGCUGAGCUCCAGCUGUACCAUCACCACACCAUCCAGGGUAACGCCAACGAGCUGCGGAGAAUGGCUGGGCGUGACAGGCUCACUGUGGACCCCCCUCGCCAGUGCUUACAGCCCCUCCUCAUGGCGGAACAGGCAAUGGCAGAGUGCUGAAUGACUGCCACAUCACAGACAUUAUAUACAUCUUUUAUAGCAAAGUUGAAGAGUAUUCUGUGGAAGCGAGAGACUUUUUGUUUGUUUUUUGUUUUAGUUUAUUAGUUUAUUUUGCUGUGUGUCUUAAGGUUAAGGGCACCAGACUGGCAACAACAUAAGGGAACAUGGUCUUUUCUUGGAGUUUGGGUAUUAAAGGCUAUAUAUAAAAAGAAUGCCUUAUUCUGUGCAUGUUGAAUGAAAAAGUCCAUCCUGAUAAGCUUUCUGCAUGUAACAUACUGUAUAUUACUGUAGAGAGUUGCACUUGUCUGUCAAAUAUCCAAAGGACAGGAAACAUGGGUUGUAAAAAUGAGACAUGACCUAAAACCUUAAAACAUUGCAGCCUAUUGAAUGAACUGUAUAUCUAUCCCACAGCCUCCUUUUUACUUGCAUAAAAUAAAAGAUGCGAUCUACCCUGAAUAAGAUGAAUUGCUUUUGUAUGGCUGCUCAAGCCCAGAUAUGAUAUAUCUGGUCAACAGGUGUGAAAAAGCAGAUUUUUGGAUUGGCUCUACUCCUAUUUAACAUACAGAUGUUGCGUAGGACAAAACAGUUGCAGAAUGUAAUAUAAAAGCCUCACUUGAUUUUGUAUAGAAAUGUCAUUUAUUGUUUGGGUGUACUUAUUUUUUUGCUCAUUAAAAAACGUUUUUC
Myxocyprinus asiaticus (Chinese sucker) is the source of this 1887-nucleotide messenger RNA. RefSeq names its product sarcoglycan, alpha (gene sgca). Gene Ontology annotation, cellular component: membrane; sarcoglycan complex. Gene Ontology annotation, molecular function: calcium ion binding. Bases 55 to 1203 code for a protein of 382 amino acids. NCBI's taxonomy places the organism in Eukaryota, Metazoa, Chordata, Actinopteri, Cypriniformes, Catostomidae. The transcript is spliced from 9 exons. The record is from RefSeq and is a predicted model, not a curated record.